GCGGUUCUUUUAUGCUUGAUUAUAAUUUUCUUUCUCUAUAGUUCGAUAGUGUCCUUUGAGCCCUUAACAAUAAUGAGUCGGAACACUGUCAACCAAGUAGGAACCCCACCCAUUUUACACAUGUGCUGGAUGACGCAGCAAGACGUCGAUUUGCCAUACUAUGCUUUCUUGUCGAUCAGUUUAGCUCAAUUCUUUCUGAAGCCUGAAGUGACGUAUCUUUACGUACAAAAAAUUCCGAAAGGGCCAUAUUUCGAGGCUAUCAGAAGCACUGUCAGUCUACAAACUGUUGAUUUCAACCAAAUCAACGGAAUAAGCGUAGACAUACCAGCACAUGCUGCCGACAUAGUUAGAUUUCUUGCUGUCUACAAGUAUGGAGGCGUCUAUCUUGAUGUAGACUUUCUUCUCCUACGCUCUUUACCUGAUCACUUGAAAACGGGCACGUUGACAGCAAUCGAGGAAAGUCAACAUGCCGUGUACAAUGGAUUUCUUUUUUCCGCACCACGUUCACAAGUCAUACUAGAUGUGUUAGAUAAUUAUAGUAGCAAUUAUGAUGGUAGUUGUUGGGCAUGUAAUAGCGUAAGGCAACUCAGAGGUUCCGCGACAAAAUUUGCCAGUGAGAUAGUACUUCUGCCGUCGGUCAUGGGAACAAAAUAUGAUGGGUACUCCGGAAUUCAUUGGGGUGAGGCAAACCAUACCUACGACGGAACUCACACACUUGGCAUACAUUUAUCAAAUUCUCAGAGAAGAUUGAAGACGGCAUGUAAGGACUGUCAACGAGAUAAAAUAACACCUGAACGCUUGUUAACGCGACGCAACGAGGUUUUGUCGUCGGCAAUGAUUCAAUUUUGCUCUCAACAUUAUUCGACAAUUCAGGAAAUGGACAGUUUUUCAAUUGGAGCUUUGUGCAAGUCGAUGAGCGUUGCUGGAUUGUUACAGACGCUGCCAAAACAACCCACACAAGUAACUACUUCCACCAGAAAUAUGAUAGUUUUAACGAAAAACAACCAAAGUGCCACAACGUCGUUUCUCUUUACGUAAUAUUGUAAAGUUAUGUCAGGUUUGUUCGUUUGAUUCCAUCGAACUACUUUACAGCAGUAUAGAGGCCUGCAGACCACUCCCACGUGAUAGCUAAGUACUUCACUACCAUCAAUAAAGUAGCACUUUGUUACCUGGC
This is a messenger RNA of Sphaeroforma arctica JP610, 1174 nucleotides long. RefSeq lists its product as hypothetical. The record is from RefSeq and is a predicted model, not a curated record. The coding region runs from base 73 to 1038 and encodes 321 amino acids. Lineage: Eukaryota; Ichthyosporea; Ichthyophonida. The transcript has a single exon.